AAUCUAUAAAAAAAUUAAAUUAAAAAAAAAAGAAAUGCAGAGCCUCAGUUCCCACCCCAAGCCUCCUGAAUUAAAAUCUACGUUUUAGCCAGACUCCUGGGUGACUGCACAAUGAUUGGCUUUUAGCUUUCAAGUGGCCAAAUGUAGUGCAUUAGCAGUGAUCUAGGGAAGGCAGCACGUGGGUACACUUUGUAGGUCAUCCACAAGGACUUCCUGGGGAUGGUCUCUGUCCUUUACAGCUCAGUCUGCAAGGCCAUGGUCAGAUUACUCCCUUCCUUGGGCCAGGCUUUAAAUUAAAUUAUAUUAGCGGGAGGACACAAAAAUACUCCAAACAAGUAGAGCCUCUGGUUAGAGAUGGAUAUUUACUCAUUGGCACCAUUUAAGACACCAGCAAAGCAUGUUUUUUAAGGGUUCUUGGAUUUAUAUAUCAUAUCGCAGAAUCCAGAGUGACACUACCUAUUUUUGGUAAUCCAUUCUCUACAACCUUGACUGAAUAGCGCCUCAUCUACUUCUCAAAUAUUUCUUAACAGUGGCCUGAUUGCUGUUUUGUUUUGGGAUGUGCGUAUGUGUGUUUUAGCUUGUAGCAAACAUUUUAUUAGGGCUUUCAUCCUAAAUUAUUCCAGCUAUUUUAUGUUUUUUUCAGGUCUUUCACAUAAAGCUUUCUGCAGAUGAUGAGUGGAAGUAAGUGAUUAGUAUAUUUUUUUAGCGCCAUUAUACUAAAAACUAGAUUUCCAUCUUAACCACUUGAAAAAUUAAAUGAGGCCACCAUUUUAUUUGUAAAUUUCCCAAGAUGAAGAAGGUGAGUUAGCAUAGCCAUGCCUGCACAUAGGUAAUAUAGACCAAAACCACAGUGCCCUCUCAGCGAUCCCACAAAGCAGAAUUUGUAUGUCCUUCAAAAUAAGGAGUGUCAACUCAGUAUUUAUUUUAGGCACAAGAUACAUCUCUUUUUCUUCACAUGCUGUUUUCCCUGUGUUCUGGUACCUAUCAUGGGGUCAUUGGCCCCCUGUGGGCACCACAUGAAGUGAAAUAAAAAUUAAAAGUCUCUCUUUUUUUGCUUUAUGGUAAUCAAUCAUGAAUGUAUUCCUAAUCAAAAUAGGAAAUGCUUACUACAUUUGUAUACUACUUUAUACUUUCCACAGUACUUCCACAUAGGUUAACUUCUUGAGAUGUGUGUUCAUUACAUAUACAGAUUAAUGUCAUAAAGCAUAUUUUGUUUUAUAUCUAUGCAAGUCCUAUUUUAGGCUGAUGAGAGAUUUACUCUUCUGUCUAUGUGGCCUAAAUUGAAAAUCUAUUCAUUACAUAGAAUAUUAAAUAGUUAUUUUGAAUUUGGGGUUGUAAAAACUAUCACUAAAUUCUUGGACCGCCCCCCCCCCUUUUUCCACUUCCCAUCUCUUCAGAAAAAUCACUAUAUUUUUUAAAGAGCUUUUAGAAAUCAUUCUUGUCUCCUAAACUCGGCUUCCAACACAGAGACUAACAGCUAUGUAAUUUUACUCAGGAUGCUUACCUGAAAUGGACUUCAGCGUCUUUGUCUAAAAAAAUAAAGGGUUUCAGUAUGUCUUUGAUAUCUUCCAGCAUUAAUAUUCUAAGAUUCCACCUCAAAGAAGCUGAACUGAAGCAGGAAUAUUUACUAGGCUCUGUCGGUUCAUUUCUGCACAUUCUCCAGCAGGGGGCACCCCUGGGAUUUGGAUAGGGCCCUUUUCUGAGGCACUUUUCUGCUCUUUAUAGUAGUUCUGUAGACAUGCUAGUAAAAGGAGAGAACCCAACCCACAUAUCCAACAAGUUCCUUUAAAAGGUCACUAUCUUGUGGCACAGAAGAUUACCCUGCAGUGUUUUCUGACUGGUACCCUAACUAAAUGCACACUGUAACCAGCCAUAAGUAGUAACUUUAAGAGGUUUUGUGGCUGAUGGUGCCUCACUGGAGAUGAAAGAUAAUGCUAACCAAUAUUUAUAAAGUUAUUGAUUAGCAAUGUUCAUAAUUUCCCCUUUCUUCCCUAAUUUUGACCCUGGACUGCUCUUUCUUCCUCUAGGUCAGUGGUUCUCAACCUUGGCUGCAUCUUAAAAUUACAUGGGGUUGAGGAUGUUUGCAGAUGCCCUCAUUUGCUGGUUCCAGCCUGCAGCAGGAAAGGAGGUACGAGAUGCCCCGGGGCCACGAGUCCAUGCUCCGGGAGAUGACCUUGAUCUUCCUUCCCACCCUGAUCGUCGCCCAGAUAGUGCUGGUGCGGCGACAGAGGCACGGCCGGUCCUUCAGCCUGGUGGCCCUGCUGCCCACGUGGGUUGUCCCUUUGUAUCUCACCGUAAAACUUUCCUGGGGGCGGUUGCUGUCUCUGUGGGUGUUCUCCGUGGUUACCAGUUACAUCGUCUUCAGAGCUGCCCGAGAGCCCCGCUCCGGGAGGGGUCCCAGAUUGGUCUACAAGUGGUUCCUUCUAAUCUAUAAACUCAUCUAUGCAUUUGGUGUUGUGGGCUAUUUGGCUAUUGUAUUUACAUUGAGUGGACUCCAUUUAUUUUUCAAAAUCAAGGCUAGGGAUUCCCUGCACUUUGGCAUUGUGUCUCUGUUCUAUGGACUCUACUACGGCAUAAUGGGGAGAGAUUUUGCAGAGAUCUGCUCAGAUUACAUGGCUUCUACUAUAGGGUUCUACAGCGUCAGUGGGAUGCCCACAUGGAGCUCGUCAGACAGUAUCUGCGCCAUCUGGGGACAGAAGAUCAUUGUGGGGCUCGAUGAAGAAGGGCUCAUUGAAAGCACCUACCAGCUUUCCUGCAAUCACGUCUUUCAUGAAUUCUGUAUCCGAGGCUGGUGUAUUGCUGGUAAAAACCAGACCUGCCCUUGCUGCAAAGAGGAGGUUGAUUUGAAGAGGAUGAUCAGUAACCCCUGGGAGCGCACACAUUUUGUAUGGGGGUCCUGGCUUCGCUCUCUGGUGGCCUGGCAGCAUGUGAUAGCAAUAGUUCAAGGCAUUAAUUAUUCACUAGGGCUGGAAUGACCCAGCAGACAUACCCCAGAAGCAACGUACUGCAUGUGGAAAUACUUUCGAAUCCUCGAUCCUACAUUUACUAUCGAUAUUCUUUUUGUAAUUUUAGAGUUGAUUUUGAGUUUGGAGAACUGAAAAAAAUUUGGUGGUCUACAUAGGCAAUUUGUCUAUGUGGAAAGAAUUUAAAGAACUGAACAACAGAAUAAACAAAUGAAGCGCACUUUGCAUCUUUCCCUUGAGGACUGUUUCCUAAUCCACGCAUGCGACACAUUUAUUACAAACCCCCGCGGACAUCCCGCCUAUAAUGGCUGAUGAUGAUCUCAUCUACGGAGUGUUCCAGAGGUCUGCAAAGUACUUCUCACAUAGAACAGUCAGUGAUAACUAAUACCUUCUGCCCAAUUCAACAUUUUCCAAGAACUCAGCAGAGUUAUUAAGUAAUCUGUGGUUUAAGGAUAUGGCCUUUUCUUCUUUGUGCUUGUGACCAUGUGGCCACUCAGGCAUCACAAAGCCCUUCCAUAAAGACAGAUGACUCCUGAAAUCUCUAGCACUAGGUGCCACAGCCCACUCAAAAGGCGAGAGCUGUGGCAGGUUUCCUGGGCCUGUCAAAUGCACUCAACCCAUCCAGGGGCUGCACUGAAGUGGAGAGAAUCACACACACACACACACACACACACACACACACACGCUCACAGGCACUCGAUUGCCGUACUCUGCUUUUAUUUUCUUCAUAGCUCUUAUCCAUAUCUGCAAUCAUAUCAUAGAUUUUAUUGUCUCUCCCUCCAUGAAGGCAGAGAAUUUUGGCUUUUUUCCUACUGUAUCUCCAGCACUUGGAGCAGCGUCUGGUACUCAAUAAAUAUUUGUUGCAAGAAUAAAAUAAUCUUUUGCAGGAGGGAACAAAAUUAACAGAACAGGAAAGACCAGUCAGAAAGAAUUAACCCACAAAUGAUAUGUCAGAUUCCCCAAAAUUAAUUUGUUUUAAAUUACUAGUGAUUUGUUAUACAGCCAACACUGUAUACAUAACACCAGACAUCUACUUUGCAGUAUUUAAAGGUAUUACUUUCAUAUGAAGUAGAAAAAACAAACAAACAUACCCAUUGUCAAAAAUAUUGGCAAUGUACUUAAUGCUAUUCCAAAUUCCAUCAUAGUUUAAAUGGAGAAAACUCACACUAGAAUUUCUACCUGUUGGUAAUUUUCCUUCGUGAAACUGCUCAAUGCUUCAGUGUUAUGAUUGGUUCACCAUCCAGAUUACUAGAAGAUUUAACUCUGGUUUGUUUCUCUACUCAGCAAACAUUUCAGCAAUUCAAUACUUAUUACAUACCAGGCAUGUUGGGAAGAUAAAAGAAGAUUCUUGACCUUAUAGUCUAUUGACAAAAGAGCUCACAGUUGGAUAAAACACUAACUAAAAAUUAGUUUUUUCUUGUGGAAGAGAAGGAGCCUUUAAAUUGACCUCUGAUGUAUUUGCCACUUAUCUUCAGUGGGCAGGUGCAUGAGAGUAGCUUUCAGAACAAUUUAGAACUCUGGGGAAGUAGCGAGUAUGAAUUUUCUUGGAAUUCUGAAUGACCCUCAGAGUUCAGAAACUGUUAGAUAAUAAUAGCUAAACAAUCACAGAAAAAUAAAGAUGCUAUUUUCUUUAUGCAGUUUAAGUAUUUAAAAUUGAAUCCCAAUUUUGUGAAGAUA
Miniopterus natalensis is the source of this 4640-nucleotide messenger RNA. The record is from RefSeq and is a predicted model, not a curated record. NCBI's taxonomy places the organism in Eukaryota, Metazoa, Chordata, Mammalia, Chiroptera, Miniopteridae.